Molecule: messenger RNA, 2448 nt
Organism: Penicillium chermesinum
Lineage: Eukaryota; Fungi; Ascomycota; Eurotiomycetes; Eurotiales; Aspergillaceae
Product: Zn(II)2Cys6 transcription factor
Exons: 1
Coding region: 1-2448 (815 amino acids)
Biological process (GO): positive regulation of transcription by RNA polymerase II
Cellular component (GO): nucleus
Molecular function (GO): transcription cis-regulatory region binding; DNA-binding transcription factor activity, RNA polymerase II-specific; zinc ion binding
Source: RefSeq, a predicted model, not a curated record
AUGACUGAAGCUGCAGCGAGCAAGGCGCGGGAACCUACAACCAGAGCUAAAUCCCGCAAAACCGACCAGAAUGCCCCCAUACGGAAACGACGCAAGCGAACGGUGGUCAGCGGAGCCCCAGAUGAUUGUUUCACUUGCUCGAAAAGGGGGGCUCGUUGCGAUCGACGUCGACCCUAUUGUUCCCAGUGCCUGGAGCUCGGUCGCGAAUGUUCAGGAUACAAGACAACGUUGACAUGGGGUGUAGGAGUCGCCAGCCGCGGGAAACUGCGUGGCCAGAAAGUACCGGUCAUGGAAUCAACUGAAGAGACUUCUAGCGCGCGAAGUCAGUCGCAAAAACAGCAAUCAGAAUCAUCCAGCCGCCAACCGCAGACUCCUCAGGCGUCAGUGCCUCCUCCUGCCUCAGCUCCUCCGAUAGGAGCAGGGUUUCUGCCUGUGAAUCCGCCCGCGAUGGAGUCCAUGGAUGCCGAUAUGCGUCGCCAAUCCGCUUUUUCAAAUGCGUCGGGAUCAUCACAAGGCAUGUCUUGGUCAAUGGAUAUGCCGGACCCUCUAUCAUGGGUAAAUGGAUCUCCAAACAACCCUCCGCCCCAAAUCCUAGGGCUUCCCGUGCGACCUGGGCUUCAUUUGCCAACCAGACCCCACGUUGGCCAUCGCUCGAGUCCAAGCGUCUCCGAGGCAUCGCUCAAUUACUCCUUUGGUUAUGUACCUGAUAGUCAGCAAUCUUCGCCAGUCUCAGUAUGGCAAACCCCAAGGAACCAGCCUUCUCAAAGGAUAACACCACCAGGAGCUGAUGUGGAUGAAGAAUAUGAAAAUGUCGACCGUGACACUCAAGUUUCAUGGACAGCGAGCCAUUCGCCUUCAUAUUCACAGCUGCUGCUAGCGCGAUCGACAGGACGUACGCCUCGUUUACGAUAUCUCAUCAGUUACUACGCAGAAGUCAUCGCUCCGAUGAUCGUGGCUUUCGACAGCCCGUCGAAUCCCUUUCGAACCCACGUCUUGCGUCUGGCAAAUGAAAGUGAAGCCCUUCAAGAAGCUAUUGCUACACUUGCCACGAGUAAUUUACGGCAGCGGCGUGAGCGCAAACAUUUCUCAACCGAGAGAACGCUUCCAGCUCGCCUUUCAUCCAUGGCCCACCGUGCCCUCACAGAUGAGGCGUUCCAGGAUCGCUACGGCAUCUCGGUCACGGAAGGGUAUGCUCGUGAAGAGAAUCAUCACCGAGCGGUGGCAGUCAAAGCUUUGAAUGCCGACCUGGCAGAUCCUCGCCGUCGGUUAUCGGAUUCUGUCCUAGCUACGCUCCUGAUUUUGUGUCUCUUCCACGGAUGUGAUACCGGUGUCGCGGAAUUUCGCACGCAAUUUGCAGGUGUCACCCGUCUUCUUGCGAUUCGCAUGCGCCAUUCGAGUGUCGUGUCUGAAGAACUCAAGUGGUUCAUGCGCAUGUUCUCUUGGUUAGAUACCCUCACCGCAACGACAAACAAUCGCGAUGUUCAGCUUCGUGGAAAGUGUCUUGAAAUCAGCUCAGUGUCAGACGGCCACUGGGGAUUGGAGAAUCUGGCUGGGUGCGAUGGCCGCCUGUUCAAGAUGAUUUCCCAGCUAGGACGCCUCAACCUCUUAAGCCAGGACCAACAACCCUCCGAGUCUACUCCUGCAGAUGUAACCAUUCCUACAGCCUCUCUCCCUCCCGCCAUGUUGUUUCCUGGAUGGAAUCACGUUCCAAACGCCAGUGCAUCUUGGUCUGUGCCCGGCGACGAUUACAGCUUUUCGCUACCAUCACCCCCGCAAAGUAGCGACCAAGGCAGAAGGCCCUCCUCGCCAGCUUUCUGGGCCGAAUGGCACUCACUCCGGCAGCGUCUCGAAUCCUGGCGAUUUGACCCUCCUACCUCUACCCCAAUACCCUCUCCCCCUCCAUCCGCAACAAAUACCACCUGGCCUUCUCCGAACUUCGCCCUUGACCCGACCCCAGAAGUGGAGUACUACGUGGCUCCUGAAAAUCUACAAGAUGUAUAUCAGAUCUCUGAGUGCUUUCGCCACGCAGCACUACUCUACUGUGAGCGGUUAGCGGAGCCAAGCCUACCAUCAGAGCACCCUCGUAUACAACACUUGGUGCAUCUAGCUAUGCACUGCCUCUGUGCCGUCCAAUCUGACGUCUAUCUCCUCUGGCCACUUUUCAUCGUUGGCUCAGAGUGCGUCCAAGAGAACCACCGCAAGGCCAUACGUGAUCGUUGCAGAGAUAUCUCUGGAGACUCCGGGUUUGUCAACAAUAUCUCUUGCCUAGAGCUCUUAGAGAAGAUUUGGGAAGAACACUCAGAAGCGUCGUCUUAUCCUGUUUAUCCAUCUGAGUUUGGUACUCCGCCUGUCCUGGACGGAAAGACGCAGGCUAUCACACCUCAGGCUUUCCGUUGGUCUCGUGUUAUGGAAGCGAAGAGAGGUGAUGGGGAGUAUAUGGUGGCAUAG